Molecule: messenger RNA, 2510 nt
Organism: Linum trigynum
Lineage: Eukaryota; Viridiplantae; Streptophyta; Magnoliopsida; Malpighiales; Linaceae
Source: the annotation of a GenBank genome assembly
AUCUCACGGAUGUCAUCUUAACGGCGCUGACAAAGCCCUAACGGGGAUGACAUGGAGACACCUAAUCUCUAUUAUUCCACGUAAGCAAUUUCAUUGCUUAAUAAAAAUCUACCCAAAGAAAGAAAAAAUCCCUAACCCUUAAUUUCCCCGUCAAUUGACCUCCAAACCUCUCGGCUGUUCAUCUUCCCCAAAAGCUUCCAAGUCGGACAAAAUAACCAUUGAUCAUCCUUGACCUCUGCAUUGCAAUGCCGCCGGACAAACCAACUAAAAGAAGCAUAAGAGGUAAGCUUGAUUAUGGUAAUAGAUGGAGUUAUAUAUUCUGUUAUAUAUUCUUAGGGUUUUGGUACCGACAGUAAGAGCCUAAGAGGAGUGUGGACGAGGCCGGUGCGGCGCAAUCCGUAACUGUGGGUACUGGGCAGGCUUAUAUGGAUUUAUGCAUAUGUGAGAUUGAAAUUGAAGGAAGGGGUAUGCUCUUAGUCUUUGCUGUCUUUAGGGAGACACGUAGCAGUAGAGAAUGGGAUUUGCAGAAUGCAUAUGGACCACUUUUAAUCUUCUCUAUGCCUUGCCUUGCCUUGCCUUUUUUGUUGUAUUUUUUCACAUUUUUGUCUCUAGUAACAAGAGAAGGAAAAGCUAAAGAGAGAUGGGUGGGUAUGGGAUUGAAACAUGAGGCACGUAGGCGGGUGGGGUUUGUCACAGAUCACUUUUAAUCUUUUUUAUAUGUUCUUUUGUCUUCUUGUAUACUUUUGUUUCUAGUAACAACAAGCUAAUUAUUGUUUUAUGCAGGUGUUAACGACAAUAAUACUGAAAGUGGGAAUAUGACAAGAAACUCAAAGAAGCAUACAUUCAGAAAUUUGGCAAAUAAUUUUGCAGAAGAUGCAUUAUCUGAAAGCAGUGAUGUGAGUUCUGAUUUUGAGGUACAUUUUGAGGACAGUGAUUAUGAUUUGAUGGAUAAGGAAGAUGAUUUGAUAUAUGAUAAUUAUGUCGAUGGAGAAGUGGAAGCUGGAAAUGGAUUUGAUUUUCAAUUGGAAGGUGCAUCAAAUCCGCAAUCACCUGUUGCUUAUGAUGAUGAUAUUGCUUAUGAUGGUGACGGGGAGCUUACUCAUGUGGUUGAGGAUGGAAGUGAGAUGAUGGAUUUCCUGAGUUCAAUGCAGAAGCGAAUAUGAAUGAUCCAGUAUUUUUUGAAGGUCUCAAGUUUAAAUCCUUUGAUGAAUUCAAGGAGGCAGCAAAGCAUUAUGCAAUAAGACAUAAAAGGAACAUUCGGUUUAAGCAUAAUGACAAGUUGAGGGUCCAUGCUGUUUGCCAAGAUGGUUGUCCAUGGGAAAUAUGGGUCUCCUACAUGUCUAGUGAGAAGACACCUCAAAUCAAGACAUGUCGUAUAAAUCAUAGUGAGCAUUGCAAAAAAGUGUACAAUACCAGAUUCCUCACAGCCAAGUGGAUAGCACAAAAGUACCUAGAGAGGUUUAGAGUUGAUCCUGCAUGGUCUUGUCCCCUUCUAAUCCAAACUGUCAAGGAAGAUUUGAUGCUAACCAUGAGCAUGCCUAAAGCUCAAAGGUGUAGACGUGAGGCUUGGGUACUAUUAGGUGGGCAAGAGAAAGAUCAAUACGAAAAAUUAUAUGAUUAUGCAGGUGAGAUUCGAAGGACAAACCCAGGAUCCACAGUGAUCAUUGAGCAGAUUGGAGGUAUUUUUGAGAGGAUGUACAUGUGCUUGCAAGGAUGCAAAGAAGGAUUCAAGGCAGGAUGUAGAAGGUUCAUAUCCAUCGAUGGUUGUUUUAUCAAAACCGAUAUUGGGGGACAAUUACUAACAGCUAUUGGUGUUGAUCCUAAUGAUUGCAUUUUCCCCAUUGCAUUUGCCUUGGUGAAGAAAGAAAACAGAGAUAAUUGGCAAUGGUUUAUUAGAAACUUGGUUGAAGAUCUUGAAGUAGAAAAUAGUCCCAGAUGGUGCUUUAUGUCUGAUCGUCAAAAGGUAAUUAAGAUUAAUUAUUAUUAAUAACUUAGAUGUUAUCCUUCUGGUUUGAUGUAUUAUGUUCUUUCUAAUAUUUGAAUUUACAAUCACUUGUAGGGGCUAAUUGCAGCCUUAAAUGAUGAGUUAUUCGACGUGGAGCAUCGAUUUUGUGUACGCCACAUGUACACAAAUUUUCGGAAAGAUGUUUCCAGUGACUUGUUACUGAAAGACUUGAUCUGGAAGGUAGCACGAGCUACUACUACAAGUGAAUUCAAGAGGUGGAUGCAAGAGAUUGGGAGGCAAAGUGAGAAGGCAAAGAAUUGGUUGCAUGAGAGACCUUUUAGAGAGUGGUCAAGAAGCCAUUUUCAAGUUCUAUGUGGGUGUGACAUGCUUCUCAACAAUCUAUGUGAGUCUUUCAAUCGUUGCCUACUAGAUGCAAGGUGUCAACCCAUUAUCUCCAUGUUUGAGGCCAUUAGAUGCAUACUAAUGAGACGUAUGCAUGUGAAAAACAAAGUUGGUGGUAAAAUGACUGGUCGAAUUUGUCCCAAAAUACAAACAAAAUUGGAAA